Messenger RNA from Laccaria bicolor S238N-H82, 2280 nucleotides. RefSeq lists its product as uncharacterized. Bases 1 to 2280 code for a protein of 759 amino acids. Lineage: Eukaryota; Fungi; Basidiomycota; Agaricomycetes; Agaricales; Hydnangiaceae. The transcript has 7 exons. The record is from RefSeq and is a predicted model, not a curated record.
AUGAGUGAUAGCCCUGUCGAUCCUGGUGGUGUGGUUGACCCACAGCCACUGCUCCGUCCACUUCUGCGUAACUGGGCGAAAGGCCAGCGUCUCGCCUUUCUUGAGGGGUUCAUCUCCGACUACAAGGAGGGGAUGCUUACGAAAAAAUCCUCUUCCGUUCUCAACGCGAUAAUCAAUCAAUGGUUCACCCGCUUUCAUUGGUCUACACCCCUUUCUGCCGAUGACACAGCCACGCCAACGGUCUUCCUUCUUGAUAGCCAGGGCCAUGAGAUUUUAGGUUCGGCUGACUCAGUUCUCAAGGGCCGAGUGAUUGAGCGGGCACGUACAUCACUAUACCACUGGUAUGAAUACCGGUGCAAACGGACGAUCUUGCACCCUCGUCCAUCCAAGGGGAAGAAAGAUAACAUCACCCUCCUCGUGGAGAAGUUUCUUGGCCGUAGCACUUCGUCGACUAGGCGUAGCGCGGGCUGGGAAGUAUGGGGAAAGGAACAUUUUCCAUCGAUGAAGGCGGACUUCGAGGCCGAAUUCGCUGCCAGUGGUAGAGACAAAUCGGCGCGUGCGAGCGCUCGAAACGACUUCAAGCUAGCGCGAUGGAGGGAGCUUGAUGACGAUACGCAGGAACAUUGGAUUGCGAUUGCGAAAACAAACCACGCCACGAAUCAAAAAGCCACGCAGGAUCGGAUACAGCAUUCAGGGCAAUUGGACCCAGCUGAUGCUCAAGAAGUUCUGGACGAACUCCCAAAUUUUUUGGGACCGUUCAUCAAUGUCAUCGGCGAGGCGAUUGGUAUGCACAUCACAGUCCUCGUUGGCGGUCCCGAACCAAGAAAGAAAGGGCAGUUGAAUAUGUUUGGUAUCCACUACGGCGAAAACAAAGCCGCUGUCCCAAAAGUGUGGGCAUUGGCAGAGAAAGAAAAGUUUAACGUGGUCUCGGAGGCGUUCCUUGCUUACCUGUCGACCUGUUACACUGUCGACGAGCAGCGCGCGCGUGCAUUACCCCAAUCGGGCUCGGACUCUACCGCUAUACAUGCUGGCCCAUCCUCCUCAACGCCUCUACCAGGCACCAACUCUACCGCUAUGCAUAGCGGCCCAUCCUCCUUGACCACUCCACCAGGCCCCUCCACCGAAAAUUCAACCACGCUCUCUAAUUCCUCGGGUUUAGCGGAUGGUGGACAUAAGCGGAAGAGAAGCAAUGAAACGAAGGUGAAGAAGGCUCAAAAGAGUCGGCACAAAACCAAGAAGGGCAGCGCAAAGAAGAAGCCAAAUAAACGUCGCAAAGCGACAGUCUGCUCGGAUGCCGAGGCGUCAGCAACCGAUUCUUUUUUGGAGGGUUCAGAUUCGGGGGCGGGAACUCAACCUAAGGACUCAGCAGAGGACAGCGACCACGGGGAUGAGGACGACGACGACGAGGAAGUGAUUCCACAACCAACGACCAGAAAAAGCACCAGAAACACAAGUAUGGAUCCGAGGCUUUGGAAGGGCCCCGUGGCGCCUGUCAAUGCUGUCGUCAAUACCAUCAACAUCAACAUCAACACUUUGACAUCUCCAUCGAAGGCUUCUGCUUUGCCAUCUCCGCCGACCCCUCAUUCCUUGCCAUCCCUCCCAGUCGAUCCCCUCGUCAUCUCGGCCCCCCCUCCCUCCAUGGUCAGUGGCUCGGUAUUGGCCACUAAUCCUCCACCACCGCCUUCAUCUGACGAGAGCCCCUUGUCUGUUAUCAGUGCACAGGAUGAUUCUUGGCCUUCUUGGUUCACAGAUGCCCACCGACUCCUUUCCAGCCAGGAUUUAGGCCGAGAGUAUACGUCGCUCAUCAAUAAAUUCACGGAGCUUGAGAAGCGCACCGCAUUCACACCAGGUGGACGCUCAGCGGGAUUCGGGUCGGACAACAGACCGCCGGAGGUCCAUUAUUGGAUUUCUCGAGGACGCGCGAUUCAACCCAAGAUCUCAAACAUCGCAGACUUCAAAGACAGUUGGUGGAGGUGGUGGAAGGGUUUACAACCAACAUGGAGGGCUGUGUCUGAGGUGGAAGGCCUGCUCGAUCGAACUCAUCGCCCAGUCUCGAUGGGUGGUCACGAUUGGUCCACAAUCAACAAACACGGCCGCAAUGCAUUCUUCUCCGUUCUGGCGACUCUCUUGUGGUGGGGUGCAGCAUCUACGAAGCCACCAAUUGAAGAUUCGAGCUGGAUGGCCGCCGUUGAAGACGUGGGGUGGGUGCUCGACGGGCUAUUGGGUGUCCACACGCCGCCUGCUCCAACUUCUAAGCCAUCAAGGUCAUGUCGACGCUAG